Molecule: messenger RNA, 240 nt
Organism: Gongylonema pulchrum
Lineage: Eukaryota; Metazoa; Nematoda; Chromadorea; Rhabditida; Gongylonematidae
Source: the annotation of a GenBank genome assembly
AUGUCGAUUCCAGAAGGCGAUUACGAAAAGGGCAAGAAGCUUUUUAAAACGCGCUGCCUGCAGUGCCAUGUUAUUGAUGCAGAUCUGAACAAAAAUGGGCCCACGCUGAAGGGACUUAUUGGACGCAAAUCGGGCACCGUUGAUGGCUUCCCUUAUUCCACUGCCAAUAAGAAUAAGGUAUGUUUGUAUCUAGUCUAUUUGGAUGUAUCAAAACGAGGCAUAUCUCAUCCAAAAGAAUAA